Cyprinodon variegatus (sheepshead minnow) is the source of this 2770-nucleotide messenger RNA. RefSeq names its product origin recognition complex subunit 1 (gene orc1). The transcript is spliced from 15 exons. Gene Ontology annotation, biological process: DNA replication initiation; mitotic DNA replication checkpoint signaling. Gene Ontology annotation, cellular component: nuclear origin of replication recognition complex. The coding region runs from base 84 to 2648 and encodes 854 amino acids. The record is from RefSeq and is a predicted model, not a curated record. Gene Ontology annotation, molecular function: chromatin binding; ATP hydrolysis activity; DNA replication origin binding. Lineage: Eukaryota; Metazoa; Chordata; Actinopteri; Cyprinodontiformes; Cyprinodontidae.
GUCUUUAGGUGACGUCACUUCCUGCGGCUGGUUGAUGGUGGCUGCGUCGUGGAGAGCAGGUCCGCAUCUGUGAUCAGAUCAGGAUGAAGUAUUUAACCAGACUGAGGGUCAGACGGACCUACGAAUGGAGGGGCGAAGCUGUGGGCUUCAACCGGAAGCUGAAGACUCUGGAGUUCCGGUCGCUGGCCAUCGGAGGGGAGGGUGUUCCUCAGACCGCCGUCAGCAGCGGGCAGCACAUCCUGAUCGAAGGAGAAGACCAUGACAACCCGUUUGUGGCCCGGGUGGAGCGGCUGUUUGAAGACGAGUCCGGGCGGCAGAAGAAGGCCACAGUUCAGUGGUUCGUCCGGGUUUCUGAAGUGCCUCCGAGCAAACUGAAGCUGCUGGGCAGAGAACCGCACCCCCAGGAGAUCUUCUUCUAUGACGGCCGCAGCUGUGAUGACGAGGUGGACGUAGAGUCCAUCCUCAGACCCGUAGAGGUACGACACCUGGACGCCGAUGCUCCCUUCCCCGCCCCAGAGGACGGCGGCCCGCUCUACGUGAAGUUCUGCUGGGACUCCAGGACCUUCAGGCCCUUGGACCCGUCUCUGUUUGAGUCUGCGCCUCCUCGUCCUCCUCAGCCCUCCCUGCCCCUGGGCGCCCCGGGCCCUGCCCACGCCGCUACCCCCACCUCCAGGGGCCCGGGGCGCCGUGCGCUCCCCACGCCAGACCCUGCAGUCCUGCGUAGGGCGGCGUCUGGUGAUGUCCACCUCAGCAGAACCGCGGCGAGCGCCGGUAAGCCAGCGGAGUCGGCCCACUCUCUGACCAAACUGUCUGUGUCCAAAAGCCUCAGCGCCAGGAGGACCGGCACCCAGCUGGGGGUCCGCAAGAAGCUGCAGCUCUGCGACGCCGCACCGACAGGAAGCCAAGACGGUCCAAACGUCCCCUCAGGUGCAGAGCCGAUGGUGGCGCUAACGGACGACGUCCUGGACCAGCUGCUGGAGUCGACCGGAUCGUUGGCCCGGAGGCUGGCCUCCCCCCCCCGGACCGCCUCCCUCGCCCACAGCCUCACUCCUCUGAGGAGGACCGACGGGGGCCGCGGCCCUGGGUCCUCGUCCAGAACCAGCACCAGCAGAGCCCAGGAGGCGAGCCAAGAUUCCCCGACGGAUCCGGUCGGCGCCGCCCCGAGGAGCUCCAAGAGGAGGUCGGCUCUGAAGGUGUCGUCUCGGAUCAGACAGCAGCUGAACCUCCUGGAUGUUCGGGAAGAUCUGAGCUCCGACCCAGACGAGGAAGACGAGUUUGUUCCGUCCAAGAAGGAGCUGCAGAGCAGCGAGGAAGAGGAGGAGGAGGAAGAUGAUGAAGGGGUGGUGGUGAAGAAGAACCGCUCCUCUUCCUCAGCAGGGUCUGGUUCUCCUUCUUCCAAGCGUAACCGCUCCUCAGCGAGGACACCGAGGAAGACUCCGAGGAAGGUUGGCCCGCGGACCCCCCGCCACGCCACCCCCAGCAUCCCCAACCGGGCCCAGCCGACCCGACGACCCGCCAACGUUCUGGAAGAGGCCAGAACCAGGCUCCACGUUUCCUCGGUACCGGAGUCGCUGCCCUGCAGGGAGCAGGAGUUCCAGGACAUCUACAGCUUCGUGGAGAGCAAGAUCCUGGACGGCACGGGGGGGUGCAUGUACAUCUCUGGGGUGCCGGGGACGGGGAAGACGGCCACGGUCCACGAGGUGAUGCGCUGCCUGCAGCACGCCGCCGCCGCAGACGAGAUCCCGGCGUUCCUCUUCGUGGAGAUCAACGGGAUGAAGAUGACAGACCCUCACCAGGCCUACGUCCAGAUCCUGCAGAAGCUGACGGGUCAGAAAGCCACAGCGGACCACGCUGCGGCGCUGCUGGAGAAGAGGUUCAGCAGUCCGGCUCUGAGGAAGGAAACGACGGUGCUGCUGGUGGACGAGUUGGACCUGCUUUGGACCAGGAAGCAGAAUGUAAUGUACAACCUGUUCGAUUGGCCGACCCGCCGCCACGCCCGCCUGGUGGUUCUGACCAUCGCCAACACCAUGGACCUGCCAGAGAGGAUCAUGAUCAACAGAGUGGCCAGCAGACUGGGUCUGACCCGCAUGUCCUUCCAGCCGUACACCUUCAAGCAGCUGCAGCAGAUCAUCACGUCCCGCCUGAACAAGGUGAAGGCCUUCGAGGAGGACGCCCUGCAGCUGGUUUCCAGGAAGGUGGCGGCUCUGUCUGGCGACGCUCGCAGGUGUCUGGACAUCUGUCGGCGGGCGACGGAGAUCUGCGAACACUCGGCCGCCGACCCGUCUGCUGCAGGUUUGGUGGGGAUGGUCCACGUGAUGGAGGCGCUGAACGAGAUGUUCUCCUCGGCAUACAUCACCGCCAUCAAGUGCGCGUCGACGCAGGAGCAGCUCUUCCUGAGGGCUGUCAUUGCAGAGUUCCGGAGGCUGGGAUUGGAGGAGGCCACCUUCCAGCAGGUGUUGGUGCAGCACCAGGCUCUGUGUCGGGUGGAGGGUCUGCAGCCCGUCAGCGUGUCCGAGGGUCUGGCCGUGUGUCGGCGCCUGGGGGCCUGCAGGCUGCUGCUGCUGGAGCCCAGUCGUCUGGGGGUCCUGCAGAGGAUUCGGCUCAACGUCAGCCAGGAUGACGUGCUCUUCGCCCUGAAGGCCGACUGAUGAGGAGGAGGAGGCUGGUCUGGCUGACAGCUCUGAUGCAGAUUUAAUUCUGUUUUUAAUGUUAAAGUUCCUAUCAUUGUUCUUACAAGUUUUCUCUAUUUCUGAAAUAUGCAAUAAAACCU